This is a messenger RNA of Durio zibethinus, 3908 nucleotides long. Its product is annotated as protein SMAX1-LIKE 8-like. The record is from RefSeq and is a predicted model, not a curated record. Gene Ontology annotation, molecular function: ATP hydrolysis activity; ATP binding. Lineage: Eukaryota; Viridiplantae; Streptophyta; Magnoliopsida; Malvales; Malvaceae.
AUUUCUCCACAAAAGCCUUUUUCUUUUAUAAAAAUCGCUCUCUUUCAAUUCUAAAAACAAACAAAUAUUGUUUUUUAAGUUUAAGCUCUUUCGUUUUUUGUUUUUAUGAUAGCCGGCGAUGCCAACGCCGGUUAGUGUAGCGCGGCAAUGCUUAACGCCAGAGGCAGCUCACGCGCUAGACGAGGCGGUGAGCGUCGCGCGACGGAGAGGACACGGGCAAACGACGUCGCUCCACGCCGUCUCCGCUCUUCUAUCUCUCCCUUCGUCCGCACUACGCGACGCCUGUGCCCGUGCUCGUAACGCUGCUUACUCCCCUCGACUCCAAUUCAGAGCGUUGGAGCUUUGCCUUAGCGUGUCACUGGACCGAGUCCCCUCGAGUCAACUCAGCAACGACCCGCCCGUAUCCAACUCGCUCAUGGCCGCGAUAAAGCGGUCUCAGGCGAACCAGCGAAGACAGCCCGAAAAUUUCCACCUUUACCGCGAUUUCUCGCAGCAAAACCCUUCAAAUAUCUCGUGCGUCAAAGUCGAGCUCCAACACUUGAUUCUAUCGAUCCUCGAUGACCCGGUUGUUAGCCGGGUCUUCGGCGAAGCGGGUUUCCGGAGCUCCGAAAUCAAGCUAGCAAUCAUCCGCCCCCUCCCCAACCUCUUAAGAUACUCUCGAUCACGAGGCCCACCGGUUUUCCUUGGCAAUUUAGAAAAUUCGGGUCCGGCUUACGAAUCCACCCGGGUUCCGGGUCGUCGGGGCUUCACUUUCCCUUUUCCGGGUUUUGCGUCUUAUUUUGAAGGAGAAGAAAACUGUAAGAGAAUAGGGGAAGUUUUGGCGCGAAGGAGGAAUCCACUACUUGUCGGUGUAUGUGCUUACGAUGCACUCGCGUGUUUCACAGAAAGUUUGGAGAAAAAGAAAGAGGGUCUUUUGGUUAAAGAAAUUUCAGGUUUAAACAUAAUUUGCAUCGAAAAUUAUAUUUUAAAGUGCAUUAAUGACGGUUUUAAAGAAGGGGAGGUUGGUUUAAAGUUUGAAGAAAUGGGUCGGGUCAUAGAGCGGGAAAUGGGAGGAUCCGGGUUGGUGCUGAAUUAUGGGGAUUUGAAAAUUUUUGUCAGUGACAAGAGUGGAAAAAGUGAGGAUGAUGAAGAAGAUGGAGGAGUUAGUUACGUGGUUGGACAUUUAACAAGGUUAUUACGAGUUUAUGGAGGGAAAGUUUGGCUGUUGGGAGCUGUAACUAGUUACCAGACAUAUCUGAAGUUCUUAAGUAGGUUUCCUUCAGUUGAAAAAGAUUGGGAUUUGCAGAUUUUGCCUAUUACUUCUCUUAGGACUUCAUUGGCUGAGUCUUAUCCAAAGUCCAGCUUGUUGGAGUCAUUUGUUCCAUUUGGGGGGUUCUUUUCUACACCUUCCGAAUCAAAGGGGUCUUUAAGUAGCUCAUAUCAACAUGUCCCCCGCUGUCAUCUAUGCAAUGAGAGGUGUGAAGAAGAAGUAAUUGCGAUUUCAAAGGGAGGAUUCAAUGUUUCCGUGACAGAUCAGUGCCAAUCUACUUUGUCUUCUUGGUUGCAGAUGACAGACCUCGGCGCAAACAAGGGAUCGGAUGUGAAGACCAAAGAUGAUGGACUGUUAAACACCAAGGUAGCAGGACUGCAAAAGAAGUGGGACAAUAUUUGCCAGCGCCUUCAUCACGCCCAUCCAGGCCCUGAGUCACACACUUAUCGAGCAAAUCUUCCGUUUCCAACUGUUCUGGGCUCUCAUUUCAUCCAAGACAAGAGGGAUAAUGCUCACGGUCAUGAUAGCAACAACUCAAAUACACUGCCCAGUGAAAAUAAUUGCAUAAAUGUAAAUUCAUGCUCACCCUUUAAUUUUCAAAAGAUGUCUACAUCACCGUCUGAUGACCCUUCCUCUUUGGUAUCCAAGACUGAUAAUGGAAGUUUCCUGUCCAAACUACGGGAAAAACCUUUCAAAGGAGGUGAUGAAGAGGCAAUUGAACCCAUAUCUCCUUGCAGUUUGUCCAAUUCAAGUGUGGGUGAUGUUAGUCAAGCAUCUCCUACAUCUGUUAUUUCUGUGACAACGGAUUUAGGGUUGGGUUUAUGCUCAGUUUCUUCAAGCAACAAAUUGAUGAAACCUGUAAAUCAAAACCGUACAGGGUUUGCACUGGACUUCUCAGGUUGCCUUCCUGCAAACAUUGAUGUUAUCAAUGGGAGUGUCUCUGGCCAUCCAGCUCGGUCCUUAUCUUCUUCAUCUCCUGACUUUGGUGGACAGCUUGAUCCAAACAAUUUCAAGAAGCUUUUUACAGCUGUCAUGGAAAGAGUAAGCUGGCAAGAUGAAGCUGCAAGUGUUAUUUGCCAAACAGUAGCCAACGGCCUAGCAAGAAAUGAAAAAUGUCAUGGAGCCAGUCGAAGAGGUGAUAUAUGGUUGAAUUUCAGUGGACCUGAUAGGUGUGGCAAAAAGAAAAUUGCUGUUGCACUUGCAGACAUAAUCUAUGGAAGCAGAGAGAAUUUCAUUUGCAUGGAUCUUAGUUCCCAAGAUGGGGUGAUGGAUACACAGUUGCUCUUUAAUUGCCAGGAUGUGAAUUAUGAUUUAAGGUUUCGAGGGAAGACUGUUGCUGACUAUGUUGCUGAAGAGUUAAGCAAAAAGCCCCGGUCUGUUGUCUUCCUUGAAAAUGUAGAUAAAGCUGAUAUUCAGGUUCGGAGCAGCUUAUCCCAGGCUAUCCGGACUGGCAAGUUUUCAGAUUCGCAUGGAAGAGAAGUGAGCACCAACAAUGCGAUAUUCGUGACAACUUCAACAUUAACAAAGGAAAAUCAGGUUGUUUGUCAUAAAUCGCAAACUUCUAACUAUUCUGAGGAUAAAAUAUUGAGAGCCAAGUGCUGGCCACUGCAGAUAUUGAUCAAGCAUGACAACAACAUAUUUGGCCAAAACUUGAUGACUCCUGUUACAACAAGACAAACCAUCUCUAAGCAGGGGUUUUUGAAUAAAAGAAAGCUGAUUGGCUCCCAUGAAACUGUGGAGCAGAAUGAGAUCAUUGAAACAGCCAAACGGGCGAAUACGACAUCAUCUGGGAAUCUAGAUUUGAACAUUCCAGCUGAAGAAAGUGAAGUGCAGGAAACUGAUGAUGCAACUGUUGACAACGAAUCUGCUGCUGAGAACCCCAUGUCUUGGUUGCAAGAUUUCCUUGGUCAAUCUGUCAAAAAUGUGGUUUUCAAGCCAUUUGACUUUGAUGCACUUGCAGAGAAAGUAUCGAACGACAUAAACCAGAGUUUCUGCGAGUUUAUCAGCUCUGAGUGUUUGUUAGAGAUAGACUCAAAAGUCAUGGAACAACUAGUAGCAGUUGCAUAUUUAUCUGAUGAGAAUAGGGUGGUGACAGAUUGGGUGGGACAAGUUCUUAGCGGGGGAUUUGCAGAAGUUGAAAAAAAGUACAACCUCAACACUCACUCUGUUGUGAAACUUGUUCCCUAUGAUGGCCUUCCUUUUGAGGGGAAAACACCAGUAGUUUGUCUUCCUCCCAAAAUCAUUCUUACCUAGUAUCUUUUCAAACCUAAUGUCGCUGUUAGGUGUACACAGAUUUAGCGUUUAGUCCGCUUGUAUUGUUGGUAAAGUGAUGGACUUUUACUUCCAAUUACAAUGAUUCAAAUCCUGGUGUCAAAAACUGAAAUAUGUUUAGCUUCUUAAUCCCAUAAUUUUUUGGGCUUCUUCUCUUCUUCCAGGUUGCUUGGUUACGUAUUCUACCAUGUAUAAUCUGUAGUAAAGUGUUAGUGUGGUAAAUCUUCAUCACUAUAAGGACACUUGUAGUUGCUCAAAUUUUCUUGCUUGGUUUGAUUGCUUAUGACCGUUGAUCCUUAUUACUAUAACUUUUGCCAAGGACUGUCCAGGAUGUAAACCAGCUUUCGACGAAUCAUUUGAGAAUAUAUAUAGUUUUUGUUUGUUUAUU